AUAAUCAAUGUUUACAUUGUGUAGGCUUCUCAUAUCUGAAUGAUAAAUAAAAGCCGUGUGGUAUACGUUCUCUUUAUCACUUCUUUUGCGCAAAAUGGUGACUUCUGUUCAUGAACGUUGUUCGGAUAAAUCCUGUCAUACUGAUAUGGAACGUUCUUGUUCGAAGAGUAAGGCACCGCGACCUAUUGGAGAGGCUGUACACCGGGUGGUCGGGCGAGCCAAGGCGGAGAACAGACUCGUGACCGGAGUGUUGGACGUGUGCGAACAUCUACAGAGCUGUCGCGGUCGCUCCACGGUCCUGUGUCUGAUCACCGAAAUGUCCGCGCACACCGGCCUCUACAAGCUCGUGGAGGCGUUCUGUCGGGAGUACCUUAUUCGCCUGCUAAUGGUGAAGAACAUCCACACCAAAGACGUUACAGUUUCACCAGAUGAAUCAUCUGGAAUACAACAAGACGAUGAUCUGUCGGAUUAUGUUGGUUUAUGGGAAGAGUCCGAUAAAAUGGUGGAAAAUCCGUCCCCAAAACCGUGUGCUACACAAACUGCUAAGUGUUUACAAAACCGUAAAACGGGUCAAACAAUAUGGCCGCCACAUCAACAGGAAGUCACGUGUAUGUUGAUAAAAACCGGAGAUAGAAUGACCCCGGAAGAGGAAUUUUUAAUUGCUUACCACGACAUGUUCAGGUCAUUUGUUUCAGACAGAUUUCCUUGCGUAGAAGUGUCAUGUAUGUGAUUUAACAUGACGAAGAAAUGCUCAGAGAUGUGAUUUUUCAUGUGUAAUUUUUUGAAGAUGCUCCGAACUGUAGAUUGUCACAUCGAACUGAAAACUAUUGCCUUGAAAAUUGCCAUAAAUUGUGCCAUAAAGCAGUUGAGCUUUUGUUUAUAUUUUUGAUGGUUACUUACGUUCCUGGCAAAACCAAACCUUAUCAGAAAUGUGAUCAACAAAGUAACCAUGUCAUCCGACGAAGAAGGUCAACGUCUCAGUUAGUUUUUGACCAACUGCGUCAUGGGAAUGUGGUGCAGAUGAUUUCUAUCGCUCCAAAAACGUAUACGAAUAUCGUAAUUUAUAUAGUAAACAUUGUACUUCAGAUCUUUUUUGACGAUGCAAUGCGCAGUUCAUAGUGUUUUAAUUCAAUAGUUCUAUUUUUUACAACUGAUCUCGAUCAUUCAUGAUAUUAUUUUGAAAAUAUUUUGAGUUUACCUCGUAUGUACUAAUAAUAAAUUCAUGUUUAAUAUC
Messenger RNA from Dreissena polymorpha, 1234 nucleotides. RefSeq lists its product as uncharacterized. The transcript has 4 exons. The record is from RefSeq and is a predicted model, not a curated record. The coding region runs from base 95 to 730 and encodes 211 amino acids. Lineage: Eukaryota; Metazoa; Mollusca; Bivalvia; Myida; Dreissenidae.